Rhinocladiella mackenziei CBS 650.93 is the source of this 882-nucleotide messenger RNA. RefSeq lists its product as uncharacterized. Lineage: Eukaryota; Fungi; Ascomycota; Eurotiomycetes; Chaetothyriales; Herpotrichiellaceae. The coding region runs from base 1 to 882 and encodes 293 amino acids. The transcript is spliced from 2 exons. Gene Ontology annotation, molecular function: oxidoreductase activity. The record is from RefSeq and is a predicted model, not a curated record.
AUGUCUGCCACUUUCGCAAUGCCCAAGAAGAAGCUUACCUGGCUGAUAACAGGCUGCUCUUCCGGCAUGGGCCUUUCGCUCGCUCGCAUCGCGCAGGCAAGCGGACAUACUGUGAUCGCCACUUCCCGAAAUCCUUCGCGCACACCCGACCUGGUUACGGAGGUUGAAGGCAAGGGAGGCAAAUGGACUCGACUCAACGUGGACAGCCCCAACAGCACUCAGGUGAUCGAGAAUCUGGAAAAGUCUGGUCUGGAGAUUGACGUCUUAGUCAACAAUGCGGGCUUUUGUGUCUUCACCCCGAUAGAGUCCGCGACCGAGGACGAACUCCGGGUCCAGAUGGAGUCCAUGUAUUUUGGCCCUCUGCGUCUGAUCCGAGCGGUCUUGCCUCACAUGCGACAGCGAAGAUUCGGUAUCAUUGUCAACAUGAGCAGUGGAGCUGCCAUCGACGGGAACCCAAGUAUGGGAGGCUACGCUGGAGCGAAGGCUGGACUUGAUGGCCUGACGAAGAUCCUGGCCAAAGAGGUGGCCCAAUUCAAUAUCCGUACUUUGACUGUCGUCCUGGGUACUUUCAAUACCAAUUUUGGUCAUGCGGCCCGCUUCGGCGAGAACCCUCGCCCAGAUGAUUAUAAGGGAUCCUUUGCCGAAAAAAUGAUCCUGGCCAUUUCCAGCGGCGGGGGGAGGCCAAACGGUGACAAAGACAAGGCGAUGAAGGCGGUUUACGAGGUUGUGGUGGGAGAGGGCGCCGGAGCAGGACACGAAGCCGAAAGAUUUCUUCCCAUGGGGUCCGACAUGACAGCCAGGGUGAAGAUGUUGCAGGAUUCUCUCGCACACAGUCUCGAGGUGUUUGGUGACAUGGCCAACAGCGUAGAUCUUGAAAAGUAA